UGUGCCCCCCAGUACAGCAACUCGGCCGGCAUCAACUACGAGACGCUGGGUCCCGAGGAGCUGCGGACGCUGCUCACCACGCAAUGCGGGGUCAUCUCCGAACACACCAAGAAGAUGUGCACCAGGUCCCUGCGGUGUCCCCAGCACACGGAUGAGCAGCGCAGGGCAGUCCGGGUUUACCUCCUCGGGCCCUCGGCGUCCCUGCCCGAGGCCGAGGGCAGCGUGGAGAACGACAGCUUCGAGGUGGCCGAGAGCCAGGCCCUGAUGAGCCGCCUGCAGUGGGACGGCUCCUCCGACAUCUCCCCCUCCGACUCGGCCUCCUCCAAAGCCAGUACAAACAACUCCGAGUCCCGCAAGACCAAGAAGAAGAAGCCCCACCUGGGGCUGGUGAGCGGUGCCCCAGGGCUCGGCUCCAGCAAGAAGAAGAAGCCCAAGCCCCCCGCCCCCCACACCCCCAGCAUCUAUGAUGACAUCAACUGAGCCCCGCAGAGCUGGGGAGGGGCAGGACGGACAGAGGGACAGACAGGGGCCAGGACAGCCCCCGGGCACCCCCAGGCCAGACACAAGGCGGGUACCGGAGCACAGAGGACUCGGCUGUCGCUGGAGUGGGGCUGGAUUUGGGGAGCCCCAUUAGUGCCCCCCUUCCUCCCCCUGCCCCCCGUGCCUCUAUUUAUUCUGUGACAGUUUUUGUUCAUGAGGUUCCCGUUGGGGCAUCUCCCUCGGACAUGGGGGUACAGCCCCCCCAUCCCUCCCAGCACCCCCAAAGCCAGCCGUGCCCCCCACACCCGCUCCUCACUUACCCACUGGGGUGGGGGGCACCUGGACACCCUGGGCAGGUCCGGGCCUGGCUCAGGGGGUUGUGAAUCCCCCCUGCCCUGGGGUUUUGGGGUGAGCCCCCCACUCUGGAGCGGCCUCCCCUCCCUGCCCCGGGCUGGCACUCGCUGGUCGGGCUGGCUCAGGAGGGGGGGUCACACUGGAGGGGGUGUUUCACACUCAGAGGACAGGCGGGCACCCUCUCACCC
Molecule: messenger RNA, 1022 nt
Organism: Cyanistes caeruleus (blue tit)
Lineage: Eukaryota; Metazoa; Chordata; Aves; Passeriformes; Paridae
Source: RefSeq, a predicted model, not a curated record